AUGGUUAAACUUCCUUUUGCCUCUUUCACAGACCGCGAGAAUCAGUCGAUCCUGAUCACCGGAGAAUCCGGUGCAGGGAAGACUGUGAACACGAAACGUGUCAUCCAGUACUUUGCAACAAUUGCAGCCAGCGGGGAGAAGAAGAAGGAGGAGCAGCCUGGCAAAAUGCAGGGAACGCUUGAGGAUCAAAUCAUCAGUGCCAACCCACUGCUGGAGGCCUUUGGAAAUGCCAAGACUGUGAGGAAUGACAACUCCUCACGCUUUGGUAAAUUCAUCAGAAUCCACUUUGGGGCCACAGGAAAACUGGCUUCUGCUGACAUUGAAACUUAUCUGCUGGAGAAGUCCAGGGUCACUUUCCAGCUCAAGGCUGAAAGAAGCUACCACAUCUUUUAUCAGAUCAUGUCCAACAAGAAGCCAGAGCUAAUAGACAUGCUCCUCAUUACUACCAACCCCUAUGACUACCACUUUGUGAGUCAAGGCGAGAUCACUGUUCCCAGCAUUAAUGACCAGGAGGAGCUUAUGGCUACAGAUAGUGCCAUUGACAUCCUGGGCUUCACUGCUGAUGAAAAGACUGCCAUCUACAAGCUGACAGGGGCUGUCAUGCACUAUGGGAACUUGAAGUUCAAGCAGAAACAGCGAGAGGAGCAGGCAGAGCCAGAUGGCACAGAAGUUGCAGACAAGGCUGCCUACCUGAUGGGUCUGAACUCAGCAGACCUUCUCAAGGCGCUGUGCUACCCCCGUGUCAAGGUUGGGAAUGAGUAUGUGACCAAGGGUCAGACUGUGCAGCAGGUGCACAACUCAGUUGGUGCUCUGGCAAAAGCUGUCUAUGAGAAGAUGUUCUUGUGGAUGGUUCUUCGCAUCAACCAACAGCUGGACACCAAGCAGCCCAGGCAGUACUUCAUUGGUGUCCUGGACAUCGCUGGCUUUGAGAUCUUUGAUUUCAACAGCCUGGAGCAGCUGUGCAUCAACUUCACCAAUGAGAAACUGCAACAGUUCUUCAACCACCACAUGUUCGUGCUAGAACAAGAGGAGUACAAGAAGGAAGGCAUUGAAUGGGAGUUCAUUGACUUUGGGAUGGACCUUGCUGCCUGCAUUGAGCUCAUUGAAAAACCCAUGGGCAUCUUCUCCAUCCUGGAAGAGGAGUGCAUGUUCCCAAAGGCAACUGACACCUCUUUCAAGAACAAGCUCUAUGACCAGCAUCUGGGCAAGUCCAACAACUUCCAGAAGCCCAAGCCUGCCAAAGGCAAGGCUGAGGCCCACUUCUCCCUGGUGCACUAUGCUGGCACAGUGGACUACAACAUCUCUGGCUGGCUUGAGAAGAACAAGGACCCCCUGAACGAAACUGUCAUUGGGCUGUACCAGAAGUCAUCUGUGAAGACACUGGCCUUACUGUUUGCCUCUGCUGGCGGAGAGGCAGAGGCUGGUGGUGGUGGUGGAAAGAAGGGUGGUAAGAAGAAGGGUUCUUCUUUCCAGACUGUCUCAGCUCUUUUUCGGGAGAACUUAAAUAAGCUGAUGACCAACCUACGGAGUACUCACCCUCAUUUUGUCCGCUGCAUCAUCCCAAAUGAAACAAAAACACCUGGUGCCAUGGAGCAUGAACUGGUGCUGCACCAGCUGCGCUGUAACGGUGUGCUGGAGGGGAUCAGGAUUUGCAGGAAAGGCUUCCCCAGCAGAGUCCUCUAUGCAGACUUUAAACAGAGGUACAAGGUGCUUAAUGCCAGUGCCAUCCCCGAGGGACAGUUCAUUGAUAGCAAGAAAGCUUCUGAGAAGCUUCUUGGGUCAAUCGAUGUGGACCACACACAGUACAAAUUUGGUCACACCAAGGUGUUCUUCAAAGCUGGGCUGCUGGGACUCCUGGAGGAGAUGAGG
Molecule: messenger RNA, 1869 nt
Organism: Meleagris gallopavo (turkey)
Lineage: Eukaryota; Metazoa; Chordata; Aves; Galliformes; Phasianidae
Source: RefSeq, a predicted model, not a curated record